Messenger RNA from Megachile rotundata (alfalfa leafcutting bee), 2664 nucleotides. RefSeq names its product protein-lysine N-methyltransferase SMYD4. Gene Ontology annotation, molecular function: histone deacetylase binding. The record is from RefSeq and is a predicted model, not a curated record. Gene Ontology annotation, cellular component: nucleus; cytoplasm. NCBI's taxonomy places the organism in Eukaryota, Metazoa, Arthropoda, Insecta, Hymenoptera, Megachilidae.
GCCAUAAAAAUUCCUAGCAUACCAAAAGAAAUGUAUUUGUUCCGCGGAAAAUCAGGUUCAAUCGCAUAAUUUGACUAACUUCAGAAAGUUUGUUUAUCACCAUCGUGAUACCCUUCUAUAACUGAUUUUUGUUUCGUGAUCGGGUUUUUUCGCGCAUGCGAGCAAUUUUAGUCUCAGUAAAGUACAAGUUUCAAUAAAAUGGGGUAUCUUAAUCAACCUUCAUUAUUUUUCGCUGCUUUCCCGCCAACAACACUACGCUAUUUGGUGGCACCACUAAAUAGAUACGCUCCUGCAUUUCUCGUGCAUGUGCGAAAAAACCCGGCCAAUAUCUCAUCACUGUUCGUUGAUUGAUUGAUUGAUUGAUUGAUUAUUUAUUGUUGUGGUCGUUGACUACUAUGGUCAUUAGCCCGUCACUGUUCGUGAUCAUAUACGAAAUUUAUAUAUAAAUUAAUUUCUAAUUAAAACAAUAACAUAAAAAGAAAUGGAGGAAUGGAUAACUUUAUUACAUUCAAAAGUAAUUGCUGCAGAUAAGUAUGAAGAUAUGUUCCGAGAAUUCAAAUCUUUACACACAAAUAACGAACGUGUAGCAUAUACUCUUAAGAUUAUGUUAGAGUAUAAUCACAUUCCUAAACUGUGUGGAGAUGUAAAAAAUGCAGAGAAUUCUACAGAAUUAAGGAAUCAAGGAAAUAAUAAAUUUAAAUCAAAACCAUUAACGAAUUCUUUAUGCAUGGAUGUGUUACAACUAUAUACUAAAAGUAUAGCAUAUGCGCCUUAUCCAUCUGAAGAACUUGCAUUAGCAUAUGGCAACAGAUCUGCUAUUUUAAAAAGAUUACAUAAGUAUGAAGAAUGUAUCCAAGACAUAGAUACAGCCUUAGCUUUACCAUUUCCAAAUAAUUUAAAAUAUAAAUUAUACCAAAGAAAAAUUGAAUGUUUAAGUAUACUAAAUAACCCUAAAUUAACAAAUGCUAUUAAUGAAGCACAAUAUUGGUUAGAAAAAAUGACCAUAGAUAAUAAUACUCGUAAAAAAAUGAAUGACAUGUUUAUUUCUGCAGGACGAGUAUCAGUGUCAGAUAAAUCAAAUAAACAAAGUAUCACAAAACAGUCUUCACUUCCUGAGCUAAAGACUCACAAUCCUGAAAUUCCUUGUGCUUCUGAUGCAGUAACUCUAAAAUAUAAUGAACACUAUGGUAGACACUUUGUAGCUGCUCGUGACAUACAUCCUGGUGAAAUAAUUGCUGUUGAAAAAGCCUAUUCAGUAAUGUUGGAUCCUGACAAUUUGCAAACACAUUGUUCAAAUUGUUUAAAAGUAUCUUGGACUAAUAUACCUUGUAAUUAUUGUACAUAUGCCAUUUAUUGUUCUGAAGAAUGUAAACUGUCAGACUGGAAAAAAUAUCAUGACAUAGAAUGUUGCAUUGUUCCUUCAUUGUUAAAAAUGAAUUUUACAAGAAAAUACUUGAUGAGUUUAAGAUUAGCUAUUCAGGCAAUAAGAGAAAGUAAAAGCAUAGAGGACAUAAGAAAUGAAUUGAUAGAAGUUGAAAAUUGUAAUGAUCCUCGCACAAAAGGUUUUUCAAAAAAUGGAACCUUUGAAAGUAAUGCAUAUAGAAGUAUAUUAAGUUUGGAAACUAAUGUUGAAAAGAAUUCUGUUAUAACUCUCUUCAGAAGAUCUUUUGAAAGUAGUAUUAUUUUGUAUUAUUUAGCAGUAUAUACUGAUAUGUUUAGAACUCCUCUAAAAGAUUUGUCCCAAUUAAUAAACAACAUUGAUGUUGUGUUUAUUGGGGAACUUAUAUUAAGACACUUAUUAAUGAUUGGCGUUAAUGCUCAUUCGAUUGCUGAAGAGCGUGGAAUAAAUCUAGCCGAUCGUGGUGUUGCGGUAAUGGCAUUUCUUAGUCUAAUUAAUCACAGCUGUUGUGCACAAAUCCUAAGGAAUUCAGUGUCUAAUCAUAUGGUUGUUUAUGCUAUAUUUCCUAUCAAAAAAGAUGAACAGAUAUUUGAUGACUAUGGUCAGCUAUUUGGAAUUAAACCAAAAGCUGUGAGACAAGCAGAACUUCUAGAUCAGUAUUACUUUAAAUGCAAUUGUGUAGCUUGUUUGGAGAACUGGCCAUUAUAUCAUGAGCUGAAAUUAUCUUACAAUCCAAUUCAGCUAAAAGUAAACAAUGCGGAGAGAAUUAAUUAUUUGGUAAAAAAAUUAAAGACAUAUCAUGUGAUGGCUGUAAAAGGAUAUAUAUUUAAGGAACAUGAGAGAGAUGAGUUAUUAGAAAUAAUGGAAAUAAUGUAUGAAUCAGUACCAAUGCCUAAUGCUGCUAUAUGUGAAGUAGCAGAAUUUUUGAAACGUGCUUAUACUUUAAGUGGAAAUAGAUUUGAUAUUCCAGAGUUGUAAUUGUAAGAAUGGCUUAAGUAAAAAUCCAAGGAUUUAUGUAAACGUGUUUGUCCGCUCUCUCGUCCGUUAAACAAACGACGAUCGGCAAUAAUUUUUACGAUGUAUAUGUAUCUCGCAUAGGGCACGCUUACAUAAUAUAUGCCAAACAUAUUUAUAAAAUGUUUUUAAUUUGUUAUCAAUUAAAAUUUCAGUGAUGCUUUUACCAUAUGACAAAGGUUGAGAUAGUGACAAAAAUAGAGUGUGUAUAAAAAAUUUUUUAUACAAAAUAAAAUCUGAGGUUUGAAAUA